This is a messenger RNA of Fusarium venenatum, 1467 nucleotides long. RefSeq names its product RXT2-like protein. NCBI's taxonomy places the organism in Eukaryota, Fungi, Ascomycota, Sordariomycetes, Hypocreales, Nectriaceae. Gene Ontology annotation, biological process: negative regulation of rDNA heterochromatin formation; negative regulation of silent mating-type cassette heterochromatin formation. Gene Ontology annotation, cellular component: Rpd3L complex; cytosol. The record is from RefSeq and is a predicted model, not a curated record.
AUGGCGUCGCAACAAAUUCUCUUCGCCGAGACAAUAGCGGGCAUGAAAAAGGCUUUUAAAAGGAAAUCAUACGAGUCCGACUCAGAUUCCGAAAUCGAAAGCUAUAGUAACCGUGGAAAUAAGCUCAAGAAAAAGGCGCGGUUCGCUCGGCAAGGACAAUUGGUUCCCAACAACGGCCCAAGCUCGUACAAAGAGUAUGUCGAAUACGCAGGAGUCUGUCGCCCAAUCCUUUAUCGCAAUCCUCCUUUAGUCGACGAGGAAGGAUACGAAAUAGACAGCGACGACGAGGAUGAAGAGCGCGUUCAGGAAGCUGAGGCCUCUGCCGCAGAGUUGAACCCUUAUGCCAAUAUCCAAAUUGAGAAUAUCCUUGCACCCCUCACUUCAUCGACCGCCUUGCCGACACACCCAACCCUCUCGAAGCCUUUUACAUCAAAGACCCUCACGCGGCUUGUUGAUCAAGGCUGCGACAUUAUGCGCAAAGAAAACCGUUCCUUGUGGAAGGUCAGACACCUCCUGACAGCGUUAUGUGGCGACUACACCUGGGCUCCAUGCGAGAUGAUGGUCCGGCCGGCGGAUGUCGAGCUUUACACAGAUAAUCACAUGGCGCGCCAUCUACUAGCCCUGUCCCAGGCAGUAUCGGCGCUCCCUGCAAUCACUAACGGCGAUGUUGGAGUAACUCAAAACGGCGUCAUAGCAGGAGAUGCUGUUCUAGACACAACUUUGGUUGGAGAAACCAUGGACAAAGACACAGCAGAGGAUGCUGAUAUAACCAUGACAGACGCUGGAACUGCCGACCCGGACGAUUCCCAUCUGGAAGACGCUGGCGAGGCCGAGAAGAUGGAUGUCGAAAAGAGCGCGGAUACAAACUCGAAUAUUCCGAACGGCGAGCAGGCCCCGGCUGAACAGUCCGAUUCCGCGAAAGUGAUCCAGGUUGAAUCAACAAACGUGGCCAACGAUGGUUUGAAUGAGCAGAAGCAAGAUAAAAUCCGAGCAGACAGAGCCGAAACCUCUGGACAACAGGCAACUAGCGGUGUACAUCAACAGAGCGAGCUAGUCGAGCGAAUAAUACCAGACGCAUCUCUGGUUUCUGAAGGAGAGGAUGACUUUAUUCACCCUCUGUUUCUUGCACCUGCAGGGGCAAGACCAGACAGAGACAUUGGCUUGCCAGAUCAGGAAGCAGAAGAUAUCCGACGACUUCUUGCUCUAUAUGUGCAAAAACAAGAAGAGGUAUGCCGAGGGGCAAAGAAGUUGUUCUUGGGACUUCUCAAAGCUGAGCAGCUGCGCAAAGAUGUGCUCCACUGGUCCAAGGCAGAAGCUCAUUCAGGGCUCAACCGAGACAUGUCGGAUGGUGAGGACUGGUACGACAAGGAGGAAUGGGGCCUGGCAGAAGAUCUGAAGAAAGGGCAGGACGAAGAGGAGGAAGACGUCCAAACAACAGGCAAAAAGACAAGAAAUCGACGGCAAUAA